GGUCAGGGGGCAGAACAACAUGCGGUAUUGGUAUUGUCAGUGUACGCUAACAUGAGCCGAUGAAGCAAUGUUUUGAUGGUCAACAUUAUGGAUUUACUGGACAGUCAAUAUCCCAUCAAACAGGACUAUAUCUGAAUAAACGUGACUCGACCAUCGCGGCUCUAAUGCUUUGUCUGUGCUGCUGAGAGCUCCGGGCUGAAGUGUUUACCUGGUGGAGACUCGUUGACUCGAUUUGGAGUUUGUUUUGGGGCUGUGGAUAAUGGCGGCUCCAUUUGUGCCUGUCCCACUGCCCCUGGACCGCUCCCGAACAGCAGGCAAACUCAGGAGGCCUCAGAGAGCUUCGUCUUUAGGCAGUGUAUCCAGCAGCUCUGACUCCUCUGGCCCCAGGUUGAACGGAGACGGUCGAGAGUGUGGUGGAGGUGGAUUUGGCUCUCGACGGUCCUCCCGUUCCUCUCGCAGCAGGACCCCCCCUCCUGCCCAGAGCCCACUACUGCGUGCCCGAGUGAACGGUGCUCUGGAGCCCUCCGUGCAGUUCUCCGCCUGUCCACGGUCCAUCUCCGACCCAGAGAGGAGCCCCCAAACGCAGCCAGUUGAGCGGCCCAUCACCCCCACCGUCUUGGGGUAUGAAGUCAUGGAGGAGAGGGCCAAAUUCACGGUGUACAAGAUUCUUGUGAAAAAGUGCUCAGAGGAGAGCUGGGUUGUGUUUCGACGAUACACGGACUUCUCCAGACUAAAUGACAAGUUGAAGGAGCUGUUCCCUGGUUUCCGUCUGGCUCUGCCUCCAAAGCGCUGGUUCAAAGAUAACUAUGACAGUGAGUUCCUGGAGGAGAGACAGUUGGGUCUUCAGGCUUUUCUACAAAACCUGGUUGCUCACAAAGACAUCGCGCACUGUCAGCCGGUGAGGGAGUUUCUGUGUUUAGAUGAUCCACCAGGGCCCUUUGACAGUCUCGAGGAGAGCAGGGCUUUCUGUGAGACUUUGGAGGAGAGUAACUACCGUCUUCAGAAGGAACUACUGGAGAAACAAAAGGAAAUCACAUUAUUAAAGAAACAGCUGGAAGAGAAGGAGCAGGCCAUUCUUCUACUGGAGAGACACAUCAGUGGAGACACAGGGACGCAGGAGUCGCCCUGUGUUUCUGUUCAGGGCAGUGAGAGCAGCGCGGAGGUGGAGUCUUCAGCUGCUGAGGCUGACCAAGAUAUUACAGACCACAACGGAUCAGACUCGACAGUUGCAGUGAUCCGUUCUUCUGGCUGUUGGUGCGGGCCUGCUCUCAGUACCUCUCCUCCAGUCAUCGAAGUCACACAGCUGUACCACCAACCACAGGACGAAACCUAAAACCUCCAAAUUCAAAAUGUUUCCAACGUUUAUUCCAACUGAUAUCUCUUUCUUCAUUAAAAUGAGUGGCAAGGAACGAAACUUUGAGUACACUUUAUAAUAAUUACACCUUAAUUAACCUUAAUACAACAUGAACAUCAUGUAACAAAUAGUUUAUUAAGAAUGAUUCAGGCUUAGUGACUACUUCAUUAAGGGGUUUGGGUCAUUGAGUAGUUACUAAGCUCUUAAGUCUUUGUUCAUGCUUAUUAAGGCUAAUUAGAUGUUGUUUUUGUAAAGUGUUACCUGAACUUCUAUGUGUUUUGGAUCAGCCUGGAAAUGGUAUCUCAUCCCUAACCAGGAGAUUAUUUCCAGUGACGAGAGGGAGAGAGGGAGGCGGGGGUGGAUGGAGCCAUAUAUUUUGGGCUUAAAUCAGACAUUAAAGCCCUACUGUGGAACAUUUCACCUAAUGAAUGCAUUAAAAACACAUCCAUUUUGUUUAUAUAACCCACUCCAAAAAUGGUUUCAUUGUGAUUGCAAUGAAAUUAAAUUCCUUUUUUUAAAAAUUGAAUUUCUUUUGCUCUCUUUUGCGAUGGAUCCUACCUGGACGACUGGUAUUACAAACGUUUUAGUGUGAUGAAAAUUGUAUCACCGUUACCAUAGCAAUUAACAGUUCCAAUAAAAAUAUUGUACAUCUUUUUAAUGGGAAAAAGUCUUCAAAAUGUUGCCUACAAAGGGAAGUUAAAACCCAAAUUGCUGGUGCACAUAAGUGCAGUACUGGCCUGUCUUUUUAUGCAUCAGUGAAUGUUCCACAGUAUGGUUUUAAUCCUAAAAUACAGAUUAUACAGAUUGCAUCACAGUUUCUUACAUAAGGGACUGCAUUAUAAAUGGGUGGUUAUAUUGUUUUGGCUUCCCUUCACCUGUUACACUAUGUUCCAGCUCACUUUUCAUUACGGGUUUUGUUGAUUCUGGCUUGAUCAGCUCUGAAACGAUUGUCCCUCUUCCACAAUCAUGUUUUUGCAUCUUUCUAUUUUAUUAUAACCGUAUCUUCACCUUCAAAUUUUAGAGAAGGGUCUAAGCCAGGAAAGAGAAUUCUCCACAUAACAGCUUGUAUGAUUUAAAAGCUUAUUUCCGAUGAUACGAAACACCACGGGAUAUUUGAUCUGGAUCCAAAUCUCGACUACAAAAAGCAAGAAAUCUACUGUAGUGAUUCUGACCUCAACUUUUGCGUUUGGGACGUCCUGCUGUGGUUAAAUAUGACUGAACAGACAAGAAAUUUUGACCUUUUUGACUAAACCUGCAAGAUGGAGACAAUCAAAGACAAAUAUGAACCACAUUUCAGAACAAGAGGAUACCAGAUGUUUGUCAUUGCUGCUGCUACAUUUCACAAAUAUGAAAUCAAUCUAUUUAAUGCAAUAAUAGGUUGUUUAGAGCUGGUGUUAAAAUAUAUUGCAAUAAAUGUAAUAAAGUUAAAGGUGCUCUAUGUAACUUUUAUGGUAGAGGGAAUGUCACCUAAUUAUCGUGCAUUUUUUACAAUUACAGGAGAUUUUAUUGAGAAAAACAUGCAUUCUUAUCAUUAAUUUUGAAUACUCGUCUCCAUGGAGAUGCAAAAGUUUAAUGCCAUAAUGUUGAGCAUUUUAGGGAGACACAAACAACUUCCAUAGAAAUAUGAAUGUGACGGACCCUACGCCAGAACAGUUACAUAGUGCAUUGGUUUAGUUGCUGUGUUGGUAAUUUUCAUGUAUCACAUGCAAAAUUUUUUGGCAAAAUGCUGUUUUAUCCAGUUUAACCAAUCAUGUGUCUUUGAGUACACAGUUUAACACUAAUCCUAGUUGACCACUCAAUGUUGAAAUCACAUGCAUUGGCAAUAUGAUACCCGAAAAACUCAUAUCACUGGAAUUUACUCUAUUUUCUCCUCACUGAAAUUGUUAUGUCACUUCCGGGUCCAGCCAGAAUCUUCACAGCUGAUUCAUAGCUUUGUUUUUGUUUCUUAUUCAUCAAAUAAGAGACAACCUUACCUUUCAAAAUUGUAUAUUUAACCAGAAAUUGUAGAAAAUAUGUAAAUAGUGUAAUUCUAAUCUAGCAUAACAUAGUAGCGGUGUGUAUAUCUCACUAACUGCUGGACACUCCUAAUGCUAGCCUAGCCAACUUACCUCAACCUUUUACACUUGCACACACAGUAUGUCACACUAUCGCCGCUUUAAAAAAAAUAAAUAAAAAAGAGGAAAUUGUAAACAUGUAAACAUUUUAAUCGGCUGAUGUGCCUUGGACCCAGAAGUGACAUGUCCUACGGCAGUAUGGCUUUGUCAGUGCUGAACCACUAAUUUAAUUACCAUCGCCAUAGAAACAAAAACACCACUAUUUUCUAUAUCCACUACAUUUCACAUUCCUUUAAGUUUUGAGUGUAAUAUUUGGGGUCAGCCAUGUUCCACUUGUAACAAAAGAAAGCCACAAUAAUGUUUAUGUUGAAAAGCCAUUCCCUGCUUUGACAAAUGCAGUCACUGUAUCUCCAGCAUCUGCAAAUGUUGUACUUAAAGGUGCACUCCGGUAAUGUUCUGGUUGAGGGAGUAUCUGCCACCUGGUUGUCUUCAUGAUUUUAUUGCUUUGCCUGAAAUGUUCCACAGCAGGGCAUUAAACUUGUCAGUCUUAAAGGAAACAAACAGGUGCAGCGAUCUGGCCGAGUUACAGGUCAGAUCUCUGGAAAGAUGGCCUAAUAAGAGUAAGAAUCUAUGGUUUCAAGAUAUUUUUAGCAAUACUAUCACCUGUAAUUGAAUGUGGCAUUAAACUUGCCUGUCUCCAUGACGACAAGAAGAAAAGUUUUGUAGUGCACCUUGUAAGGUAAUACAUCUGAAUUUGUCAAAUAAUCAAAUUAACUUUGAAAUCAAUUAAGUCAAUACAUUGACUUUUCAGCAUUUUAUUUGUGUUAUUUUUUGUGAAAUCUAUUACUUCAAACUACACAACUUCAAAGUAGUAGCUCAAGCUCAACUUUUAAAGUGGAUCUAAACUAAAUCAACUUUUUUGCUACUUAGGUGUGUAUAUAGUGUUUUAAAAGCAUUGUCUACAAUUCCCAGCCCAUUUUUGGCCAUUUUAGUGCAAACUAGGUCAGUUUGCAGCUUUGUGUUCAAAAACUGAGUGGGCUGUGUCCACUGCAAUUUCAAGUACUAUGUGACAUCACAUAGGCCUUCAUUCAACACAGGUGUUUCUGAUUACAAACACCUGGCUGCAGGGUUGGAGUUUGAAGUGUGUUUACAUGUUAGACCAAUCACACUCCUCCAGACUACGCCCCUUCUCCUCCCUCACUCUCUUCUUUAGUCCUCCAGGUACUGCCCAGUUUAGCAGCUUGAAAUGUGCUUGUGGGUGGAGUUUAGGUGUUUAGUCCCACUUUAAACUGCUUCAGUCCUUGCACCCUCUGCAGGUGACAGUGCUUUUCCUAUGUAAUUAUCAGGGUUACUUUGACUUGUUUUUCAUACAUAUCAAUUUGAGUUGUGAAUACAUUUUAUCAAGGCUUGGGUGUUAAAAUAUAAUAAUAUUCUGAGAAAGCCAUAAUUUUGAAGACAUUUCUGGUCUUUUGAAAUGCAUUUACUGUGUGACUGUUGAAGAUGUUGAACUUUGAACUUUGAACCCUGGAGGUCACACAAAGCACUUUAAGGACGAGUGGCUGAAAUUAAGUUUUUGCCUUUCUCUCUCUUUUUUUUCUUCUUCUUCUUUUAUUUGACCGAAACAGGAAGUGCCUUUGCAAUCCUGUUUAACUGGAACUAACGAGGGGCUAAGUCAAAUAUUGGACAUUGGACAAUUUGAAUGGAAGCCAGUGCGAACAGUUGCUGACCCUAUCUUGCAAUGUGUUAUGAACUCAAUUGUGAUAUUUUAAUGAACUCAAACUAGUCUUUCUAUUUUGGUAGCUCUGAGUCUUAGAUACAUUUGGUCAAAUCCUUGGAUAAAAAAAAGAAACUUAUGAAAAAAAACAAAAAAAAACCAAAACAAUUCUGACCAUAAUAUUCACAAAAAACUGAAAUUUUACUUUUGAAAAUUAGAAAAAAAUUGUCUUCCAUUCAUAUUUUGUCCAAUAUUGAGCCCUAUUAAUGCAACUAUAUAUAAGAUUACUGGCAUUAUUUGUACUGUGGUUUCACUUGAAGAGUUUUUCCAAGUGCCUUCUCCUUCACUUGUUAUAUAUGUUUAAAUAUAGCUUUAUACGGCAUUCACGCUCACUGCUAAUUAUGAAAAAGCUGUUUUGAUUCACGUUUCUGUCAAGUUUCUAUGUUUUUGUAUUAGUAUGAAUAUUAUACACCUACAGUUGCACUAAGAUGUGUCUGUAUAGAGUAAGCUUCUUGAGUACUUGGUUUAAAUGGUCAAACAUUGAUAUGGACUGGGCUUACUGCUUUGACAU
Molecule: messenger RNA, 5693 nt
Organism: Periophthalmus magnuspinnatus
Lineage: Eukaryota; Metazoa; Chordata; Actinopteri; Gobiiformes; Gobiidae
Gene: snx16
Product: sorting nexin 16
Exons: 10
Coding region: 260-1333 (357 amino acids)
Biological process (GO): protein targeting to lysosome; early endosome to late endosome transport; endosome to lysosome transport
Cellular component (GO): extrinsic component of endosome membrane; late endosome; early endosome
Molecular function (GO): phosphatidylinositol binding
Source: RefSeq, a predicted model, not a curated record